AUGUCACCAAUUCAUUUUCUAUCGCUCGAAACUCGCCAGAUCAUCCUCGGUUACCUUGACAUCGACUCUCUACUCUCUGCCAUUCGCAGCUGUCGGCCAUUCUAUCUGGCUUACAAGGGGUAUGAGGCAUCUGUGCUGAAAUCAUGCCUGUAUACUACCAUCACUCCCGAGAUACUACCAUAUGCCAUACUCACCCUAGAUACCGCCAAAUCAGCGCACGGGGAUGUGAUUGAAUACCUCAUGCUAAUCCUCGAGCUAAUUAGAAAGCGAUUGGGGAAUCCCACGGAGACGCUCCGCAAAUGGAGUUGGGAUCUAUGUGAAAUGAAGGAACUACUCUUCGUCCACAGGCAUCUCUCCUUUUUCAUAGACGAUUACAGCAAGAAGGCUCUGGAAGAGUUCCACAACUCGUUCGGAGAGACAGAGGUUUGUGUUCCCUUAUCACGAAAUGAAUGGGCCCGCAUAGCCCGAUCAUUCUACGCUCACCUGGUUAUACGGCAAACAUGCCUGAAUCGCUUCGCUGGGCGGAAGCACUAUGAGUCCAUCAGUGGAAGCGAGGCUUUCGAAGCCCUAGUCACGCAUAUGGCUAAAAGGAUAUCGUCAAACUGCAUUGACCUGGAGCAGCUUUACAUCGUGAGCGCUUAUUUUCGUGACAUCAAAUUUACUAAGGGCCCGAUUCGAAGGCUCUCCCGCGUUGGAUAUCUUCGAUAUUAUAAUGAGGGGGCCAGUCAGUGGUCAAAGAAGCAUGUGAGACACGCUACGGAGUGUCAUCAAGCUUCCAUGCUGUUACUGGCUCGCCGAGCACUCGAUCCAAGUUGCUCACAAGUGUACCUACCAGUUACGGAGGGCAUACUCCCGGUAACAUGUGGACUCUGCAAUACAAACAUGGAGGAAGGAAUUGCCCGUCUUUUCCGUGAGCGCGGUCGCUCUCCAGUACCUAACCCCAAUCUGGCACAGGCGUGCCUUUCUAGUAUAAGUGAUCGAACAUGCCGUGCGACGUUUAGGGAGGAUCUCGGAACAUAUAAGUAUGGGAUAGUAAUGUGGGAUAAGUUAAGGAUGCUCAACUCGAGGCUCAAGGAUAUUUAUCGGACAGAUUGCAGCGUGCCUCUAAUGUUCUAUAUAUAUGAGUCCAUGAUGGUGUCUUCUGCGGAGCAAAACAAUGACGCUUCCUGGAAUGAGACCGCAGAAAUUUCGACGAUACUACCGGAAGAGAAAAAGGCAGAGAACACGGCUAUCGCGUUCUUCGAUGGCUCCCCUCAACAACCGGAACGUCAAGCUGUCUCACGGGCAGUAUCGCCUGACCUCAUGUCAUGGUGCUCAGAUGAAUUGCGCGCAGUGAAAAAGGAAAAGGCAAUGAGGAGUGAUUUGUCAAUUGGUGCUCAUCAUCCGGGAACAAGCUGGGGUAGCCCGCUUGGACCGGUGUCGAGUUGCCAGCCUUAUUCUCGGGUUUGCCGGUGGGAGAAGUGA
Messenger RNA from Aspergillus tubingensis, 1464 nucleotides. RefSeq lists its product as uncharacterized. Lineage: Eukaryota; Fungi; Ascomycota; Eurotiomycetes; Eurotiales; Aspergillaceae. The record is from RefSeq and is a predicted model, not a curated record. The transcript has 3 exons. The coding region runs from base 1 to 1464 and encodes 487 amino acids.